GUGAGGUUGAUCCAAUUCAAGGUUCUCAUUAAUUGGUACGGAUCCGUAUUUACCAGGCUACCAGGCUACACAUCGCUGACCGCUGGGAACUUAUUGGGAACCUAUUAGGAAUCAACCGAGAUUUAUGCCUAUUUGGACUCCAUCGACGUAACGAUACCGCGUACUUCACUAAGAAUCGUCAAAAUCGCUAGACAUCAACGACCCCGUUCGCCGGCAAUCCGAUACCUUCUCUGCUUGAGCACGAUUCCUAGCUGCCUCGUGUGAGAUACUCCGACUUUCGCAGCGAUGAACAUCCUGGAAUGGGCCUUCGGUAAGCGUAUGACGCCUGCCGAGCGUCUACGCAAGAACCAGCGCAUGAUCGAUAAAGCAAUCCGGGAACUAGAUCAAGUGCGAGUUAAACUAGAGAAGCAAGAAAAGACUCUCGUCGGUCAGAUUAAACAGAGCGCGCAGAAGGGGCAAAUGGGAGCAGCUAAGAUCCAAGCGAAGGAUCUUGUACGUACGAGAAGAUACGUCGAGAAAUUCUACGGGAUGAGGAGUCAACUACAGAAAAUAUCGUUACGGCUACAGACCCAUCGAACCAACGAGCAAAUGAUGCAAGCAAUGAAAGGAGCUACGGUCGCCCUCGGCAGUAUGAACAGGUCGAUGAACUUGCCCGCAUUACAGCGUAUCGCCAUGGAAUUCGAACGAGAGACUGCUAUUAUGGACGAAAGGCAGGAGAUGAUGGAUGAUGCGAUUGACGAUGCAAUGGACGUUGGCAUAGAAGAGGAGGGCGAUGAAGUUGUGGAACAAGUCUUGGAGGAAAUUGGUGUCGACCUAAAUCAAGCCUUCGGAGAAACCCCGACAGGCCUUCAAUCUGAGAAAGUUCCCGAGGGGCGAAUUGCCCAAGCUAUCGGUGGCCCUAGCGGCGGCGGUGGGGAUCCCGGGGAUGAUGAUCUCCAGGCUCGUCUUGACAGUUUGAGGAAAUAAAUAUAAAUAUGGAUUAGGUGUAAGGUUUUACGUGCGACAGCAAAGGAUUUAACAAAGACUGGACUUGUUGAGACAUUAAUAUGUGCGG
This is a messenger RNA of Daldinia vernicosa, 1054 nucleotides long. RefSeq names its product Snf7-domain-containing protein. Gene Ontology annotation, biological process: endosome transport via multivesicular body sorting pathway; late endosome to vacuole transport; protein transport. Bases 286 to 966 code for a protein of 226 amino acids. The transcript is spliced from 5 exons. The record is from RefSeq and is a predicted model, not a curated record. Gene Ontology annotation, cellular component: ESCRT III complex; multivesicular body. NCBI's taxonomy places the organism in Eukaryota, Fungi, Ascomycota, Sordariomycetes, Xylariales, Hypoxylaceae.